UAAAGGAGUUGCUGUAUCAGCUGGGAGUUGGACAGGAAGCAGGGAUGCACUCCCACAACAGGAAGAGGUGGAGCUCACAUAAAGGGGAUGGCUGUAACCAUGAAACUGGAGAAAUAAGCAAAGACUGGGCAAAGGUAUGUUUUUCCGCCAAUCAGCUGGUGGAUAUUUUUGCUCUGGAUCCUCAUUUGCCAAUUUCCAAGGAGCAAUUCAGGCAAACAUUCAGCAGUUGCUAGGCAAUGCCUGCGAGACUGCAGAGCAAACAAGAAAAGGAUCUCCUCCCACUGCUCUCGAGAAGUAUGGCUACAGCACGGCGGCCGUCCUGCUCAUCACGCUGGGCUCCAUGUUUGGUAUCUGCCUGAUCUUCUUCAACUCCUGCCAGGAGACCUACACCCUGAUCCUGCAGCUGUUUGUAGGGCUGGCAGUGGGGACCCUCUCAGGAGACGCACUCCUGCACCUCAUACCACAGAUCCUUGGCCUCCAUGAUGACACUCACAGCCACGACGACGAACACUAUGCAGAAGGGAAGGACUAUCUGUGGAGGAUUCUGGGAAUUAUUGCUGGGAUUUAUGGCUUUUUCCUCAUUGAAAGAAUCCUUUCCUUUUUGGUUCCUUCUCAUGGCCAUGGUCAUAGUGAUCUUCCCUUAGAGCUCAACUACAACGGCCAAUCCCAGAGGGGCAAAUCCAUCUCCACCAUACAGCUG
Notothenia coriiceps (black rockcod) is the source of this 700-nucleotide messenger RNA. Its product is annotated as zinc transporter ZIP12-like. Gene Ontology annotation, biological process: zinc ion import across plasma membrane; intracellular monoatomic cation homeostasis. Gene Ontology annotation, molecular function: zinc ion transmembrane transporter activity; monoatomic cation:bicarbonate symporter activity. Gene Ontology annotation, cellular component: plasma membrane. The record is from RefSeq and is a predicted model, not a curated record. Lineage: Eukaryota; Metazoa; Chordata; Actinopteri; Perciformes; Nototheniidae. The annotation marks the transcript as partial. The transcript is spliced from 5 exons.